Carica papaya (papaya) is the source of this 2113-nucleotide messenger RNA. It is a transcript of the gene CF9, whose product is annotated as Carbohydrate-binding protein. The record is from RefSeq and is a predicted model, not a curated record. NCBI's taxonomy places the organism in Eukaryota, Viridiplantae, Streptophyta, Magnoliopsida, Brassicales, Caricaceae.
CGCUCUUCAUUUACGCCAUAACAACUAUCACAACUAACCAUUUUCUCUGUCUGAAUCCUGAUCGUCAACUUGCCCGCUUGCGUCUUUCUCUUUCCCUCUUUCUCUUUAUCCAUCUCUGUGCAAUAAAGCUGCCAAGGCCCAGGUUCGUCUUCUCCAUCCGUCCUCUAGGAAUUCAUUUAUUUUGCCUUAAUUCUCUCAUUUCUGGUGUAUUAUUGCUUACAUAUAUAGACAUACGUGUGUGUAUAUAUGUGCAGUCAUAUACCAUGUUACCAGUAUUUGUUUAUUUCUCGACCUAAACUUGCACAAUCCUAUCUCGUUAUGUUUCCAAUUUCAACCACUCUGCGAAGUUAGGAACAAAUAAGAACAAAUCCCUAGAUUUCUCGAUCCUUGAAACCACUAUUCUGUCUCUAUCUCGUAUCUGCGUCCACUCUUUUUCUAUAACUGGAUUUGUAAUUUCCAUAUUUUGGUACUUCGAGUUAGGAGAGGGGUUCUGGUUUUUGUGGCAGUAGGCCUAGGGUUCGUUUGUUGUAGUUUCUCUAUGGAUCUUCAAUUGGUUAACAACGCAUUGAACUUCUCGCGGAGGAGGAAGAGAUGGCUUAUUAUUUUAGCUGCUCUUGGUGUAUCCGGUUAUGGUGUUUAUAAGGUCUAUCAUUUGCCUACCAUUGUGAAGAAACGAAGGAGGUUGAUGAAGCUGUUGGGAGCCAUGGUUUCUGUGGCUGAAUUGGUUUCUGAUUCGGCAGAGAUGAUUAGCGUUGUGUCCAAAGAUUUGAAGGAGUUUUUGAAGUCGGAAUCAAAUGAAAUUCCAAAUAGUCUGAAGCAAAUCUCAAAGAUUGCGAGGUCAGAGGAGUUCUCUGGGUCUUUGGUUAGGGUUACAGAGGCUUUAACUGUGGGGAUUCUGCGGGGAUAUAAGUUGGAAUCAAGAAAUGGGAGUGAUUUGGGAAGUGCGACUGUAAAUUCGAGUUUUGCUGAUAGGGCAAUGGAGAGGGUUUUCUCAUCAGCUGGAACUGGUUUUGUUUCAGUUGUGGUGGGUAGCUUCGCCAGGAAUUUAGUGUUGGGUUUCUACUCACAGGGCGGAUCAGCUGAAGGAUUGGGGAUCGACCAUCAGGCAAGUGUAUCUCAAUGUGGUUCAAGUUCACCAGAUAUCCCCAGAUGGGUAAAGGUGGUUUGCAAUGACAAAUGUAAGGAGCUCAUGGCAGAUUGCAUACAAAAGUUUGUCAGCACAGCUGUUGCAGUUUACCUUGACAAGACAAUGGAUAUCAAUACAUAUGAUGAAAUUUUUGCCGGAUUGACCAAUCCAAGGCAUCAAAACAAUGUGAGGGAUAUUCUUGUUUCUGUCUGUAAUGGAGCUGUGGAAACACUUGUAAAGACAUCGCACCAGGUCUUGACAAAUUCAAAUUCAAGUUCUAGCUCAAGUUCAAAUUCUUCAUGUUCAAUUGUUGAGGAGGGGGAAGGUGCAAGUGCCAUGGGAGGUAAUUGUUUUAAGAAAAACGAAUCAUUUCAACAUCUGAAAGAUGGAGGUUCAUUUGGUAGCACUCAAAAUGGCGGGUGGGUUAGCGUGGUCUCAUCUACAUUGGCAGUGCCCAGUAAUAGGAAGUUUGUGUUUGAUGUGACCGGGAGGGUGACAUUUGAAACAAUAAGGUCUCUUGUGGAAUUCUUGUUGUGGAAGUUAUCAGAAGGUAUGAAGAGAAGUUUUAAUGUUGUGCAUGACGAGGUUGUAGACAGGGGAAUGCAAGUUAUUAGAUAUGUUGGAGCAAAGUCUUCCGUUAUUGUUACCAUAUGUCUUGCUUUAUACUUGCACGUUCUUGGUGGUACUAGGGUUCUAUUGGCUGCAUAAAUUGGUUACCCAUCUCUUCACCAUGCUAUUCAUGUCAGGGUAAAACAAAGAAAUCUUACUGGUGAUUCUUCUUUUGGAAGAUACUCUAUGUGUAUAUCUUUCUCUUAAUUCACACGUGAAACUGAGGUCCUAUACUUCAUUAGAAUAGUUGUUUUUAGCUUUAUGACAUUCCUAGCUUCCUCCAAUUUUGUUUGAGCUGGAGCUUGAUAUGUAACUUUUCCUUUUAUGUAGUAUUGAGCUUACCUAGGAAACAAAGAAAGAAUCCUUUUCAUGCCACCA